Messenger RNA from Acanthopagrus latus (yellowfin seabream), 3272 nucleotides. It is a transcript of the gene bpnt2, whose product is annotated as 3'(2'), 5'-bisphosphate nucleotidase 2. The transcript is spliced from 8 exons. NCBI's taxonomy places the organism in Eukaryota, Metazoa, Chordata, Actinopteri, Spariformes, Sparidae. The coding region runs from base 539 to 1567 and encodes 342 amino acids. Gene Ontology annotation, biological process: phosphatidylinositol phosphate biosynthetic process. Gene Ontology annotation, molecular function: 3'-nucleotidase activity. The record is from RefSeq and is a predicted model, not a curated record. Gene Ontology annotation, cellular component: endomembrane system.
GGUGAUAACCCGGAAGAGAAGCGACCGCCCCGUGACCUCCGCUGUGUACGUAAGGAAAGAUGACUGAACAGAGGUGCGAUUGUUCCGUUUCGCCUUCGACACCAGUCAACACUUGGCUCGCUUCAGCGAGUUAACAGCGACAAUAAGGAACAUGGUCGAGCUGUCGGACUGACGGACUGUCGGUAGAAACAGGAGCGACGGAGGAAUUCGCUGAAUUUCAUCAGCCAGACGUCGGGACGAUGCUAAACGUCCUGCCUGCCGAUCGAAAUUAGCCAUCGUGUUCCUGCUCUGACAGCUGAAGUUUAUCCUCUUUUCCGUCUGCUCUCUACUACAUGACAGUUUACGUAUUUAUCGCAGAAGUUAACAGCAGGUGUGAAGCAGCCAGUCGACGCCAGCUGCUGGGACCCUUCAGUGACUGACAGCCACGUCAGCUAACGCUAGCUCACACCUCUCCUGACCAGCAUCUGUCCAGAGCACUUCGUCCUCUGGGUUUGGUUUUGUAUUCCAACACAAUCCUGAAGCAGGUCUGUCAGCGACAAUGGCCCCGAUGGGUAUCCGGCUGUCGCCGCUCGGUGUGGCGGUGUUCUGCCUCCUUGGAGUCGGUGUCAUCUACCACUUGUAUGCAGGGGUCAUCUCCAGCCGCCUGGCUGCUUUCAGACAGAGGAGAACAGUGGACCUGAGGGACCUGCUGGCUGCCUCAGUAGAGGCUGCAGCACAGGGCGGCCUGGAGGUAAAGGCAGUGCGUGAUGGAAAUAACCUGAAAGAGAAGUCGAAAGGCAAGACGAGGGAGGGAGCGAGUGAGCCUCUGACGAUGGGCGACGUGCAGUCUCAUAGAAGGAUGUUUAACCUCAUCAAGAACACCUUCCCUGAUGUCACAGUGCACAGUGAGGAACAUGACAACAAGGUCGACAAAAUCAGCUGGAGCCGGGACAUUCCUGCUGACAUACUGGAUAAGAUUGAGGGGGGCAAGGAUGUUCCUGCUGAGAGCAUCACUGUGUGGAUCGAUCCUCUGGAUGCUACACAGGAAUAUACAGAGAAUCUGGUGAAGUAUGUGACGACAAUGGUAUGUGUGGCUGUAGAUGGUAAACCAGUCAUCGGGGUGAUCCACCAGCCAUUUACUGGGUUUACUGCCUGGGCGCUUGUAGGUCAGGGGUCAAAUGUGCACCGUCGCUCGUCCUACAGUAUCAACCCUCCAAAGGUGAUUGUAUCACGUUCUCACUCUGGAAAAGUGAAAAGUUACAUACAGGAUGCUUUUGGAAACAGCACAACAGUAAUAGAGGCAGGAGGAGCAGGAUAUAAGGUCAUGUCACUUUUGGAGAUGCCAAGUGAAGCAGGCUCUGUAGACCAGGCAGAUGUUUACAUCCACAUCACCUUUAUUAAGAAAUGGGACAUCUGUGCUGGUGCAGCAAUACUGAAUGCACUGGGAGGCCGGAUGACCACCCUGAUGGGAGAGGACAUAGACUACAGUGGAGAACCACUCAACAAAGGAGGUCUGGUGGCCAGCAUUGGCGUCGAGCAUAAGGCCAUUCUGGAGAGACUACCAAACUGGGACCCCGACAAGCACUGAGAAACACAAAUACAGAGCCAUAGAUUUGGUCAGGUUGUGGUAAAGGCAACAGGUGGUGGCUGUUUUCUAUAACUAGUAGUGGGCUGCAAAUAUAACCAGACCUGCAUGGUUUAGUCACGGUGGUACACCAAACAUCUACCAAUCAGAUGGACAGGAACCAACAUAGCUGCCAACGGAAUCUGCAAUGGUUGACACGAUGGCUCUGAACACACACUCCCUGACAUGCACAUUUACAUGCAACUUGGAGAAAUGAUGCAUCAUGCAUACACACAAACACAUGCUGGCAAUGAACACUGGACAACAGUUGCCCUGCCCGAGUCCCUUCACCUUCAGAGGACAACAGGAUGAGUCUAAUACGAAACUUUAGACCGAGGAGCACAAUGCUGGUGGCUCGCAUAAAUGUCUUUUCAUCCCUUUUAAGUACCGUCUUCAUCACAUGAUACUCCAGCGAUAACACAACAGUAAAGAACAACCUCAUUCUAAACAUGUACUGUACCAUUCUAUUCAGCAUCACUUUGGUGGCUGUUUCACUAACUGAGCAAAUCAUUACUAGAGACUGGGGAGAAACAAUGAGCUGCAUUGACCUAAAAAAACAGUGUAAUGUGUGUCUUCUGAUCACUGGAUUCAUCAACCAGCACCAUAAUACCACAACAGUUCACUAGGAUGAUCUGCGGCUUCGAAGUUACCAUUUGAGGCGACACAAAGACUGUGAAAUCUAUCAACAUGUGGCUUCAGCUCCUCUAGAUCAUUACAGUGAAAGAAGAACGUUUAUAAUCCUAGCUUAGCCCUGAGGGGAUCAGAUUUACACAUUUUACAGAUGUUGCUAAACUGAGUUCUAGCCAAAUACACGGAAACUAAUUUUUAUCAGUGAAAUCAAGAUUCAAUGGUCAUUAGUAAAAAUGUGGGAAUUUUGGAGGAAAAGUUGUCUUUUUUUCCAUCUUACCUUUUGUCUGAGAGAAAUAUUUGACUGAAUGAACCUUCAGCCAGGUAUGGGUCUGUUUCAAGUGGUUAUAUGCAAACACUGCACAAUAUGAUAGCUGCGAGGAUGUCUUGGAUGAACUUAAACCUUGAUGAACAGAGGUUUAAAUCAGUCAGGGUUUGCAAUGGCUUCAAGUUAUUCUUUAUCUUCCUCAACGUUCUAUAAAUAAACAAAAAGACGGUGGAAUGCUCUCUCUGCUGAGAGCAACGUACAAAAACAAGUCCCAUCUGUUGUGUGCAGUGUCAUUCAUGACUCUAAAGCAGAUCAUCCUACCAAAAGGGGCAUAACACAUGUUUCAAUAGAUUUGUGUCACUGAGAAUUAUAUUGAAAAACCUACUUGAGCUGAACCGGUACAUUUCUUCUUUUACAAACCAUUCCUGCUAUUGAAUAUUGUACUGUGCACUGUUCAGAUUGACUGAUGCACAGCCAGGUAGUAAUCCUAUUUCUUUGAAGACUUGACUGUAAAUUGUGUUUGAGUACACGUUAAAGCAUGGUUUUGUGUUUUGAACACAUUUCAGCCUACUGAAAACCUCUUUCUGCAGACUACUGUCACUCUUUCUAUACUGUCUGCCAUAAGUGUGUCAGUCGGUUUAUACUGACACUUUUACAUUCAACAUUUGUAAUGUGUGUUCAUCAACAAACACUGAUCUGAGUAAUGUCAGACUUUUUGCUGUGAAACCAUGUCAAAUGGUGAAAAUAAAUCCCACCAGCAAAAUGAGACCUGAA